Cuculus canorus (common cuckoo) is the source of this 4022-nucleotide messenger RNA. RefSeq names its product kazal-type serine protease inhibitor domain-containing protein 1. Gene Ontology annotation, molecular function: insulin-like growth factor binding. The record is from RefSeq and is a predicted model, not a curated record. The transcript has 5 exons. Gene Ontology annotation, cellular component: extracellular region. Gene Ontology annotation, biological process: regulation of cell growth; regulation of signal transduction. Bases 1002 to 1886 code for a protein of 294 amino acids. NCBI's taxonomy places the organism in Eukaryota, Metazoa, Chordata, Aves, Cuculiformes, Cuculidae.
ACUUGGCAAAAGCCAUGGAUAUGUUUUGUAAACAUACCGCCCCAAAAGAUUUCCCUUCGUGAACACGACCAGGGGAUGCAAGGCUGGUACAACAAAAUCCAUCCUUCACUGAGCUCACAUAACCAGCUAGGCACCAUGAAUGUAAAAAGAAUAGAAAAGGCUGUUUGGGGGUGACUUUGGGCACAAGCAUGAUUCCUCUUUUAUUUCAUUUUGUUAUCAGCAUCACAGUCAUACACGCAUCUUCAAAACGUGAUGCACACAGCGUUAUUUUAAGCUAACAAAGAAAGAUGUUUCAUUUGUAGAGAGUGGUGACCCUUGACCGAUGCUACUGAGCUAAACUUGCAGGGUCUGUAAGUCUACUGUGCUUUACUUCUACCUCCAACUGACAGCAAGAUGCAUCUCCACUGAGGUGCACGUGGUUUGAAGAGAGGUGACAGCAGCCCAUGGUCUAGAGACAAGAAACCUCAGGACUGCAAGGGAGGGGAGUUUUCUGGUAUGAGGUAGGAUGAUACGGAGCAUGCCUAAAUCCUGAGAUGUACAAAGAAAACUGCCGCACUUAGUGAGAAACGACCCUGCAAACCCAUCUCCCUGAACUGGCAGAAAUUUAUGCACAGAGAAAGUGGGAAAAGAAAUCAGAGUUAGCUCCUUGGUCCUCCUUCAUGACUCACAGUGUAGGUAUAUCUUAAAGUUAAGCGCUAAGAAAGGAGGAACAAUGCAUCUAAUACUUCAGUAAAACCUCUUUCUGGUUUCUCCUAAGGUUCUGUGACAGCUUCUGCACUUCGGUCCUGGAACCAAACGCAGAUCACACUAUUCUGGGUUGCAAACCUCAGACGCCCAUAAACACCAAAAAGAAGCUACAUGAAGAGAGAACAAAGUUUCUUUGAUGGGUUUAGGCACUUCUCACCUUAAAUCGAAGAGUUUAAAGUCAAUUCCAGCUGUCCUGAAUUGUCUCCUGCUUAUAAAGAGCCUGACCUUUUCUGCUUGUUUAUUACUUUCUCAAGAUGAAGCACCCAAUGGUUACAGCAAUGCUUGUAGUACUGGUGCAGGUUUCUCAGAGUUUCCCUGCCUUGUACCACCGAGGUUGGUGGAAGCUGUUACGAGAAGCGGAGAGUUGUGGAAAAUGUAAUUUGGCGCUUUGCUCUGAGCCUAAAGACUGUCCAGCCGGGACAGUAUUGGACCGUUGCGGUUGCUGUUCUGAGUGUGGAAACGCGGAAGGUCAGAUCUGCGACUUGGAUCAGGGCAACCAUUUUUAUGGGCAAUGUGGGGACAACCUCGAGUGCAGGCUGGAUGCUGAUGAAGCAAGGUUUGGGGAAGUCCCUGAGCCCCAGUGCGUAUGCAAGUCUCAAGAGAGCAUCUGUGGACCUGAAGGGAAAACCUACGAGAACAUCUGUCAGUUCAACAAGGCUUAUGCUACAAAAAGAAAUAUCAGCAUGAAACAUAAAGGACCCUGUGAAUCAGCUCCUGUUAUCUCUGUGCCACCGCAGGAUGUCCAGAAUUUCACAGGCAAUGAUGUAAUUUUUGGCUGCGAGGUGUCAGCCUAUCCUAUGCCACAACUUGAAUGGAAAAAAAAGGGGAAUAAAAUGUUUCUGCCAGGAGAUGAUGCCCACAUCUCAGUACAGUCAAGAGGUGGGCCUCAGAAGUAUGGUGUGACCAGCUGGCUGCAGAUUCAAGGUCUCAAAAAAUCAGAUGAAGGCGUUUACAUCUGCCACACCAAAAAUAAGUAUGGAGCAACAUACGCCUCCGCAAGACUGAAAGUCAUUGAUGGCUCAUCUCCUGCACUUGCUGGCAGUAAAAGUGUAAGCUACAGUGUUGAAUAUGAAGACUAUUACGACCAUUCUGAUGAUGAAGACGAGGAAGAAUAUGAAUCUGGGGACUAUGAGAACUGAAACAACUCUAAAUAACAAUUUUUGUUGUCCAAUGUCUUUCACAUUCUUGUUAUAUUUACUAGUAGUCCCUAUGUUGUAAAUGGCUCCUCUGAUAACACACAUAUUCACUUGCGUAUCGAGCUUCCUGAAAUUCAGCUUUGGCUGAAGUGUAUCAUGCUACUUACCAGAAAUAAGAACAUUUGUAAAUUCAUACAUUUAGACUGUUAAAUAAAAUCCUUAAACAUGCACCUGCCUACUAAGUAUACUGGAGGGAUCAAAUUCUAUAUUAAUUUUUAAAAUGCAAAUUAUAAUUCCUUUCAAGCAUUCUAAUUUGUCUACCAAAACCAUCCAGAAUUUGUACCUUGUGUCAAUUUCCUUUUUCUGUAACGUACUAAGAAAUAUCAAGAAAUUGUUCACAUGGCAACAAGCCUAAGUAGGAAGGUUGCAAAGGAGUCUUUAGUCUCCCUAGUUUGUAUUUUCUCAUAUGUUUCGGCAAGAUUUUCCUUCUCAUUUCGAAGUUUCCAUGGUUAGUCUCAUCAAGGGCAAAUUAUUUGUCUUCCGGGGGGUUGUUUACUUUUAAUAGAUACAUGAAGCAAUCACAGUGCUGUUUUACUAACAAUACUCAAAAAUACCCAGAGAAGGCAUCUUGUGCAUUCAAACACCUAAGCACACCUUUUGACUCCUUUUUGUAACAGCUCCUGCGCUAUUCCCAGACAGUGCCAACUCCUUCCCACCAGCUUACAGUUCAAGAUUUAGGAUCGUUCUUUUUACUCUGAACAGAAUCACACUUAGUGAGAAUUACUGUAGUUUGAAGAAAGCAGCUGUUUUGCAGCUCAGUGCGUGCCCUUCAAACACAGCGAUUUUCACAACAGACCCAGUUAUUCAUCCUGUGUCUUCCAUCAUCCAAGACUUACUCCUGCAGCUGACCCAAUCCAGCAGUGCGACACUUCAAGAAAUGGCAGACAGAAAAGCAGGCAUCGUUUGCUUCCUGAAAACAACCAGAACAGACUUGCAUUUUUUAGACUGGCUCUACCACUUCUUGAUCAGCACGAACCAGACAGCAAAUGAAAUGCUAUUCCAAGCUUCAAGGUGUAAAGUGUUCACCCUGAAAAAUGUCUCCAAUUGCUUUUCUUAACUGAUUACAAGAAGUAAGGCUCUGCCUUAAUGAGUGAUGGAAGACACUGAACUAAGAAACCCACUUUUGGAAGGCCAUUAACACCUCUUGGUUCCUGUUAGCUGAGAAGAGAUAAACAGCAGUAAAUUACUGAAAGAAAUAAACAAAGAAGGAAACAAAAGUUCAGGGGUCUUGAUUGUAAAGCCUUAGUACCUGCAGUCUUCUUUAUCCCAUGCACAAAAACAUGCCACAAUUACCACACACACUGAGGCCACUCAAAGGUAUAUCAAUGAUGUUAAGGCAGCUUUAAGGGCAACCUUGCUGUAUGCAUAUGCAUACUGCAUAUAUUUUUUAACGUGUAUACAGAGAAUCACAAAUUUCUCCUUUAAUGGGCUGGUUUGGGCUUUUUUUCCAUUAGGCAGGUUUUUCCUUUCAAUUUAAAUUAUGUUAAGAGAUUGGCUAUUGUUUGCCCUGAGGUUUUAUUGAUCUUUGUCCAGGUAGCAAACAAGCAAAGAGUAAUUUAUUUAGGUUUGGACUUCCUGAAGUAUUGUCAACUUCUGAGUAGAAAGCAUGUCAUUGUGUCAUUGAAAAGACUAAUUAGUUUUAAUUCGAAGUAUGAAAUGGCUUCAUGUUUAACUACUGAUUUUGUUGUUAUGGGCUCUUCCUGGUCUUGUUAGUGAUAUUUCUGAUAACUUUUUUUUUGCUUAUCAACUAUAUAUUAACUUGAGCAUAAAAUUGUCUGAUAGAAAUCACUGAUUUCUUUUUUCUUAGAUAGGUAUUUUUAAUGGAACUAUUUAAUCUGCAGAUGUAUACUCAAUUUUGAUCUGCAUUGCAAAUGAAUGAAUUAGACUAAUAAAACAGUCACUAAGAUGUGGCAAUAGAUACUGACAUAGACUACUAUGUGGCACAGGAAAUAAUCUUGAAAUCAUUAGCCACAGAUAUAAAUGAGAAUUCUUUAGUGCCUUUUGCUGUUGUUAAUGUAGAAAACUAAAAGAAAAGAAUGUUUGAGAAAAUUUGUAGCAGAGCUGUUUCAGAUACCAGUG